Capronia epimyces CBS 606.96 is the source of this 672-nucleotide messenger RNA. RefSeq lists its product as uncharacterized. The record is from RefSeq and is a predicted model, not a curated record. The annotation marks the transcript as partial. The transcript is spliced from 2 exons. NCBI's taxonomy places the organism in Eukaryota, Fungi, Ascomycota, Eurotiomycetes, Chaetothyriales, Herpotrichiellaceae.
CAACCCAGACGCCAGGUCGAACUACGAGUCUCUUCAAAACACCUAUCACUCGCAUCCGAGGUGUUCAGAAAUUCCAGAGAGAGUCGUUCAAACGGCGACGAAUCAAUAAUGACUAUCUCUUUCCCAUGUGAUGAUCUUGAUGCAAUGCGAAUUCUACUCAAUAUAAUCCAUGGGCUGACAAGGAGAGUCCCACGGCAAGUGGAGGUAAAGUUGUUUGCGCAGGUCGUCAUUCUGAUAGACAAAUACGAGUUUCAUGAGGUGGCUGAAGUCUUCACGGACAUGUGGUUCGAUUCCCUUCGAGCAAGCAUUUUGCAAGAUCAUCCUCAAGAUAUGGCUUGCUUGAUCUCUAUCUGCUGGGUGCUCAAGAAGUCUUCUGAGUACCGCUCCUUGACUAAGAAAGCCAUAAUAGAGAUUACCGGACUCGAAAACGUGGGUGUGCGGAUUCCCCAAUGGAUUGAUGGAGAGAUCCAAUCUCGUCGGCAAGCUAUAUUGGGGAAACUUCUUAUGACGUUCUCGAAACUCCUUGAUCGUUACCACGGUUCGCAGCGAUUGUGCCAUCAACAGACAAACUGUGAUCCUCUCGCCCUCGGCAAGCUUAUCAGAUGCUUGCAGUUUCUUGAGAUCUACCCAAUUCCAGAACCUUCUGCGAUAAAGUCAUCACUUCAAUAUCUU